Molecule: messenger RNA, 537 nt
Organism: Sciurus carolinensis (gray squirrel)
Lineage: Eukaryota; Metazoa; Chordata; Mammalia; Rodentia; Sciuridae
Product: 39S ribosomal protein L13, mitochondrial-like
Exons: 1
Coding region: 1-537 (178 amino acids)
Biological process (GO): negative regulation of translation; translation
Cellular component (GO): ribosome; mitochondrial large ribosomal subunit
Molecular function (GO): structural constituent of ribosome; mRNA binding
Source: RefSeq, a predicted model, not a curated record
AUGUCUAGCUUCUCUCCGGCACACCAGCAAUGGGCCACUUUUGCUCGAAUAUGGUAUCUCUUAGAUGGGAAAAUGCAGCCUCCUGGUAAACUUGCUGCUUUAGCAUCAAUAAAACUUCAAGGAUUACAUAAACCUGUGUACCAUCAGCUGAGUGACUGUGGAGACCACGUUGUCAUAAUAAACGCAAGACACAUUGCAUUUUCUGAAAACAAAUGGGAACAAAAAGUAUACUCCUCACACACUGGCUCUCCAGGUGGAUUUAGACAAGUCACUGCUGCUCAACAUCACCAGAAGGAUGCAGUGGCAAUUGUAAAAUCAGCUAUUCAUGGCAUGCUGUCAAAAAACCUUCACAGAAGAACAAUGAUGCAAAGGUUGCAUCUUUUUCCAGAUGAGGAUAUUCCAGAGUAUACUCUUAAGAAUGUAGUGGAAGAGCUUCCUCAGCCUCGGAAAAUUCCAAAAUGUCUAGAUGAGUACACCCAGGAAGAAGCAGAGGCUUUCCCAGGAGUGUGGUCCCUACCUGAAGAUUAUUGGAUAUAG